Messenger RNA from Protopolystoma xenopodis, 351 nucleotides. NCBI's taxonomy places the organism in Eukaryota, Metazoa, Platyhelminthes, Monogenea, Polystomatidea, Polystomatidae. The record is from the annotation of a GenBank genome assembly.
AUGUGGACGCUCGCCUGGCUUGUGAUGUCGAUUUCAGGCGUCAUAGUUUCCGCCGGCCAGAUCGGUAUCUCGGCGCGACAGAGACGAUCUGCUCAUCUCUUGAUUGGCGCCUCGCCGGCCGGAGGACACGUUCAGGACGCGUCCGAGAUGCGCGCCAUUGCGGCGGCCGUUUGUGUGGCCCACUGCCUCAAGGACUGUACCGCCAAAUUGGAGCAGGCAGCCGUCAAGGGCCAAAGAGUAAGUCUGUACAGUUGCCGUGACAGCACAAGAGGAGGGCGGGUGCAGAUCUGUAUGAGUCUGGUGGCUGUGUGGCUGUGGGCCAAUGGCGGGAACACGUUGGGCAAAUGGUAA